This is a messenger RNA of Mytilus trossulus (common blue mussel), 484 nucleotides long. RefSeq lists its product as uncharacterized. The transcript has 3 exons. Bases 6 to 473 code for a protein of 155 amino acids. The record is from RefSeq and is a predicted model, not a curated record. NCBI's taxonomy places the organism in Eukaryota, Metazoa, Mollusca, Bivalvia, Mytilida, Mytilidae.
GGCUUAUGAUUAGAAGAUUUAUAAGGAAGCACAACCUCAAGAAAGAUAUUUUGGAAGCCGAAUCAAGACUGGCGUUUUGUAUUGCAAGAGAAGUAAAAUUUCAAAUUUCUGAUCUGCCUCCGAAGCUGAUAGCAGAACAAACAUGCUCUCCAUUUGACACACAAGUUCCCAUACCAGAUAGAGUUUUAAUUGAUGGCCUUAAAUGUUGGAUAUUGGAAGCUUGGCGCAAUGUUAAGAGAUGUAGCUAUGUGCAAUGCAACUCGGGUAGGGAAGACUGUCAGGUACCACCAUCAGAUACUAGACCUGUUCCUACUCAAUUUAAGUGCCGAGCCACCAAUCCAAGAUUAUUAAAGGUGUAUGCAUUUUGUGUUGAUACAACCAAGAGAAGACGUCAAUACCACAUGAAGCAUUUUACCAUUCCUCUUCCUCAGUGUUGUACUUGUGUCAGAUUCGAGUGUCGAGCGAAAGGAUGAAUAAUUACAAU